GCGCUUUUUGUAGGGCAACCACUAUUUUGCGCACUAGCUAUCCGCGAGAAUGUGGCAGACCAACGGAUGGAUGGGAUUCUCAAUCAUUUAGCGUUUGCCAGCAUCAACUUCAACAUUUCCUACGUUGUCGUCUUGUGCGUGGAGCGUCAAUUAAUAAUAGUGUUACCUUUCGGUCUGUGUUAUACAACAAAAUUACCAAGUGCAAAUUAGAGUACAACGCGUCGUCGCCGGCAAUCGAUGCACAUUUUUAUGUCCUUCAACCCAUUGUGAACAACCUCGUGUACUUAUGCCAGUGCUUACAUACAUAUGCACAUACAUAUGUCUGUAAUUUGAAGCCGCACGCAUAGAUAGAAAGGUGGUCGUACUCGCUUAUCAGCUGGUGUAAAAUUGCUGGUGCGAAAAUUGUCGGAAAAAGCGAAACAAACGGAGAGAAAGCUCUCUGUCAAAGCAAAAGAAACAGCAAUAACGCAAACGCACAAAUUGUCGGUCGCACACUGAACACAUUUGUGGUAUUCUUUGAGCUGGAAGACGGCUGAGGCAGAAGCUAAGUUGCAAAGGAAUUUUCGCAGCAGUAACCUAACCACCUAUACCAAGGGCACCACACAGCACCACAACAGCAACACGACUUAUAGCCAUGAAUAUGGAUGACUACGAAUCAUUGCCGACGACAAGUGUCGGAGUAAAUAUGACUGCUGGCGCUAUUGCGGGUGUACUGGAGCAUAUUGUCAUGUAUCCACUGGACUCGGUUAAGACUCGAAUGCAAAGCCUAACAUCUCCCAAUGCGCAUAUGAAUAUAAUGGCUACUUUUCAAAAUAUGAUAACACGCGAGGGCCUGAUGCGGCCAAUACGUGGAGCUAGUGCUGUGAUAAUCGGGGCAGGUCCAGCGCAUGCAAUGUACUUUGGUGCAUAUGAAAUGACGAAAGAACUAUUGACGAAAUUCACAUCACAUAACAAUUUGAAUUACAUGUUAUCCGGCGCGACGGCCACGCUCAUACACGAUGCCAUUUCCAGUCCAACGGACGUGAUAAAGCAGCGAAUGCAAAUGUAUAACUCGCCCUACAAGUCCGUCAUCAGUUGCAUGCGUGACGUGUACAAAAAGGAAGGUUUUCGCGCCUUUUACCGUUCCUAUUCCACGCAACUGGUCAUGAAUAUCCCAUAUCAGACAAUACAUUUUACCGCAUAUGAAUUUUUUCAGAAUAGGUUGAAUCUUGAACGGAAAUAUAAUCCACCGGUACAUAUGCUAGCGGGUGCAGCAGCGGGCGCUUCAGCAGCAGCCAUUACGACGCCGCUGGAUGUGGUAAAAACAUUGCUGAAUACACAGGAGACGGGCCUUACAAAAGGAAUGAUGGAGGCUUUCCGACAGAUCUACCAUAUGGCGGGUCCAUUGGGUUUCUUUAAGGGCAUGACGGCCCGUGUGCUCUACUCCAUGCCCGCCACAGCCAUCUGCUGGUCCACAUAUGAGUUCUUCAAGUUCUAUUUGUGUGGCCUGAAACCAGAACAGUAUAAAUCAUCAAUUGCAGGACGAUCGGAGUUAGCCCCACGAUCCACUGACUACGUGCUGCCCAAAACCGCAGAUGACGAAGUCACCCCGGAUGUUUCUGCAGCUUCAACACAAAAGGACUCACUUCAUCCAAAUCCACCCACAGUGAAUGCAGCGGGUGCCAUUAAGACGGUUUGCGAACUAUCUUCGCGACCAGCGGCGCCUACAAUAAAUUUGCACACGCGGCAUACCGACGUGAAGAGUCCGUACGACAGGGGCUUUUCCAGUACGUAGGCUGUGAGUGAGGGGCACACUUCAAGGUGUUAAAAGGAGCGACAGCUAAAACUUAAGCUUAGCUAUUAGUUAAAGACAAAACAAAGCAGAGGCGGCCCCACGACGUUCGAAACGCCUGGACCGCCCUCGAAUUUUGCAUGAAUACUCUGCGCGGAGUCGGUGAGAGAGUUUUAUCACUCCAAAGUCGGAGGUUAAAUUGAAGUUGCACAAAACUCUCGCUCUCACACACAAACACACACGCGAACUCAAUAAAGAAAAAAGUAAAACAAAAAACAAAAACAAACAAACACACGGCAAAGUCAUAUAAAAAAUACGAAAUUCUUGUUAUAAAAACAUUAUUGUAUCUAUGUUACUUGGAAUGGUAUAUAUCCAACAAAAAAAAUAACUAAAAACACAAAACAUCCUUGUAAUAUACUAUUAUUAUAUAUUACGAUUUUUUUUUUAAACUGCAAAUUCAAAGGAAUAUACGAAUAUAUUUAUGUUGAUCGUUGUAGAGUAAACAAACACAAGUAUGCAUACAUGAGCAAAAAGAAAUUAUAUGUAAUCAAAUUACAAUUUCAAAACUGAGCUGUUAAUUAACCCUUGCGAAGUAAAUUGUCAGCCCAGCGCAAACCAGACAAGUUCAAAGUCAAAUAUGUAUGUAUGGAUGUCCAACCCAGCCUCCUGCUUAAUGUAGCUACUAACUGAAAAAAAUCAAAAUUGAUAAGCCCCUAGGAAUAAGGCAAGAGAAGAAUUUGCCUGUAUCCAUAAUAAUGCCAGGUGCUUGAUUGUGGUCGUUAAAUCGUAUGUUAUAGAUUAUUUAAAACUUUACGAAAUUGUACAAUAUGUAGGUGUUAAUGUACGGACCUAAUUUAAAUCUAUAAAUGAAACGUAUUUAUAAAACGCGGCUAUUGAUCGAAUGUCAAUUUUAUGAGAAGACUUAUACUUUAAAAAUUUCUGUAUUAAAUUUCAAUAGGCGUGCUAUAAAGCUGGAGGCACAGAUACAAACUUAUAGAUAUGGGUUAGGUACAGCUCCGCAUGUUCAGUGUACACAAUCAAGUCCCAGCGCACACAAUACAAGGAACUAAAGCACAUCUUUUUUUUCACGCUGAUACACUAUCCUCAUCAUUCAAAAAGCGUAUUCAUAUGUUGUUAACGUCUUAAUUAUACAAAUUGUAUACAUUUUUAUUAAGCAAUUGCCAAAGUUAAAGCCCUGCUUGGCGGCUUUUUUCUUUAAUAUGUAUUUUUAAUAUGCUCUAAAGUAUUGUUGGUUUUGUUUUCUUAAAAUAAAACCAAGUUGUUAACUUUCGUA
Molecule: messenger RNA, 3065 nt
Organism: Scaptodrosophila lebanonensis
Lineage: Eukaryota; Metazoa; Arthropoda; Insecta; Diptera; Drosophilidae
Gene: mfrn
Product: mitoferrin
Exons: 7
Coding region: 635-1774 (379 amino acids)
Biological process (GO): iron import into the mitochondrion
Cellular component (GO): mitochondrial membrane
Molecular function (GO): ferrous iron transmembrane transporter activity
Source: RefSeq, a predicted model, not a curated record